AUGGGCUCUGUUGGAUGUGGGGGAAGCUUCUGGCAGCUUCUCCCAGAAGCCACCCCUGUAGCCCCCUGCUACCAAAACCUUGCUGUGAAAACCCAGUCCAGUGAAAGCAAGUUGAAUACAUUGGUGCAGAAACUUCAUGACUUCCUGGCUCACUCAUCGGAAGAAUCCGAGGACGCAAACUCUCCUCCAGCACUAUCUAAAACCAAAACUAUAGGUAAAAGUAGAGAACCUAAAAGUAGUCCAGCUUCAAUGGAGAACAGUAGAGAAGAGGGUAGUAGUUCUUCAGAAAGAACCAAAUCCUUAGGAUCGUCACGUUCAAAAAGGAAACCUACAGUUGUAACAAAAUAUGUCGGAUCAGACGAUGAACAAACCUUAGAUGAAACUGUAAAUGAAGAUAUUUCAAAUGAAAACUCAGAAAAUGAUGUUGAUAUGCAAAGCUUGCCUAAAGGUACAGUGGUUGUACAGCCUGAGCCAGUGCUGAAUGAAGACAAAGAUGAUUUUAAAGGGCCUGAAUUUAGAAGCAGAAAUACCGUUAAAAUGAAACCUGAAGCUCCCAAAAAGCGUGGAG
Molecule: messenger RNA, 568 nt
Organism: Merops nubicus (carmine bee-eater)
Lineage: Eukaryota; Metazoa; Chordata; Aves; Coraciiformes; Meropidae
Product: transcriptional regulator ATRX-like
Exons: 6
Source: RefSeq, a predicted model, not a curated record